Molecule: messenger RNA, 429 nt
Organism: Kwoniella botswanensis
Lineage: Eukaryota; Fungi; Basidiomycota; Tremellomycetes; Tremellales; Cryptococcaceae
Exons: 3
Coding region: 1-429 (142 amino acids)
Source: RefSeq, a predicted model, not a curated record
AUGUUCCCAUCAACCAGACGAACCAUUUCCAUCCUCUUCCGAACACCCCUCAUCCCACCUCCACAAGCUCCACCCGCCGUCGAACUAUCCACGUUCACCUCGUCCGCCGGACCAUCCAGGAUGAAUUACAGGAGGACCAUCUCCAACAUCUCGAUAAGAGGAUAUGCGAGCGAUAGGGGCAAACAGGAACUUUACAGUGAUGAAGGUGGAUCGACAGGUGCAGGGACAGACGACGUAGCUCAUACAGACGCUGCAUUCAACAAAGAUCCCAACCCUUCUUCAUCAGCUAAACAAGUAGAGAAUGAGUCCGGUAAAGAUUUCACCAAAAGAUCAUCCGCCAAUCCAGAUUACUCUUACUCACCAGGUAAGCAGGGUGAGAAAGGUAGUGAAACUCCUCUGAACACUUCCAAGGAGGAGGCUAAGAAGUGA